Molecule: messenger RNA, 1941 nt
Organism: Symbiodinium natans
Lineage: Eukaryota; Dinophyceae; Suessiales; Symbiodiniaceae
Source: the annotation of a GenBank genome assembly
AUGGGAAGCAGCCCCGCCACACAGCCAGCGCGCGACAGCAGCAUCGAAGGCUUUGGCGUGGCCUACGUGGGACAUGUGUUCGUGGAAAACGGCGUGGAGUUCCAGUUCAAGGUACAGCCUCCUUCCAACACGGGCGCUCCAGGACAGGUUGUGAGGCGCAGCUAUCAAGAUCUGGGCUCCCUAUCUGCAGCGAUGUCCUCGCGCUACCACCAAGCGCCCUCCUGUCCACGCGCGCCCUUCUUCGCCUUGGACAGUGCCGUGGGAGACCAGGGUCGCGCAAUCGAGACCUACCUCCGCUCCCUCCUGAUCCUGGAGCCAUGGCCGCGGACCAAUGCACUCCGACGCUUCCUGUCCGUUGCGAUGCCUCCCGGACCCGCCCAAGCCGGGAGCGUAGGCCCGGCCCUGCUGCAUGGGGCCAUCCGCGUCCCCGUCAGCUGCAUCGCGAUCGCGCUGAGCUUCUCGGAGCCCUUGGCCGUGAUACGCUGCUGCGCCAAGGUGUGCAAGUCCUUCCAGGCAGCAUCCCUGGACCCCCGGUGUUGGCCAAGGCUGCAAUUCCGAACCUACUGUGCUGAGAAGUCCAUUGACAGCCUCUGCACGCUACUGUUGCGUGCAUGUGGUGGGCUGGAAGCCUUAACCCUGGACCUCACUUUCCAACAGGAGAACUUGGGGGUUGCCCUGCCUGCGGGGCUACUUCUGCCACGUCUUCGCCGCCUCGACCUGAGGCUUGGCGACUCGGAGUCUGCGUCGUUUGCCUGCGAGUUGCUGGGCUGCGUCGAAUCCCCGGUCCUUCGCCAGGCCUCCCUGUCGGCGGUCUUCACACCGUCAUUGUUGCAGGCGCUCUGCAUGACGGCCAUUGCCGCCGAGGGGAAGCUGACGGAGCUGUCGCUUGUGAGCUCACCUUGCAGCCGACGGCCGCACGGCGCCGAGCUAGAUGCGAGCACCGUGCUCGGAAUCCAGGACCUAGUCGAAGCUGUGCCCUUUGUGCAAGACCUGGCCAUUUCCAUCGACGAGUCCCGUCGUGGCUGCAGCCGGUUCAUGGAAGGCUUCCUCCCGCCUUUGGUGGAGAUUCCGGGUCAGCAGCCGCUGCUUGCAAACCUGAUGGCGCUCCAAUCGCUGCAGAGCCUGCACUUCGACUUCCUGUCGGACGACGUGAUCGCAUCUUUGUCCACGGACGAACGCGUCUUCCGCGUCCGCUCAGCGCGCUUCUCGGGAUGCAAGCGGUGCUUAGACGACCCGGACCAGGCCCUGGUGAGCCUCUUGGGGAAGAUGGGCCCGGAGCUGCGGGAGUUUGCGUUUCGGGUCGACCUGGAGUUCGGGAUGCGCGCCUUCACCCGAGGUCUCCUACAUCAGCGCCUCGCUGGUCUUCCAGCCGUCUGGUCUGGCCGUGAGGAGCUCCGAAGCCUAGAGCUGAAUUGGAAUGCUUUCGAUGAUGAGGGCAUCGCCUCGAUUGUGGAGGGCUGCCCCCAGCUCGAAGUGCUGCUACUCGACCGGGCGGAAUACUGGUCGGAUCUUGCUGUGAUGCAUUUGGUGGAGGGAUUGCCUUCCCUUCACAGGCUUCGAGUUCGGUCUUCCGUGCUGCUGUCCGACCGGGCGCUGGAGGUGCUGCAGCAGUCGACACAGCAGUUCAGGCUCCUUGAGAUUGAGCCUUCCGCCACCAUGUCCAGCUACAUGCUCGACCUGCUGCGGGAGAAGCUGUCUCAGGGAGCUCCCGGAAGUUUCCCCGAGAUCUUCCCCAGCUCCCUCACGGCGAUGCUGCUUUUAGGGGAUUUUCGCCCGGAGGUGGCUGCAGGCGCUGGGUCCCAGGGUCAGCCCACGGAGCUUAGGAUCCUCAGACCGGAGCAUGAAGAGGAGGAGGACUCCUCCAACCUCUCCGCCUACGCUGGCGCCUCGCGGUCCUGGUUUGGCAGAAGAGAUGCCAAGUUGUACAUAGGGCGAGACUAG